Molecule: messenger RNA, 5638 nt
Organism: Rhineura floridana
Lineage: Eukaryota; Metazoa; Chordata; Lepidosauria; Squamata; Rhineuridae
Gene: GJA5
Product: gap junction protein alpha 5
Exons: 6
Coding region: 1897-3006 (369 amino acids)
Biological process (GO): cell communication
Cellular component (GO): connexin complex
Source: RefSeq, a predicted model, not a curated record
UCUAUAGGAGCCUGACAGCUGCUGGGGCAUGUCAUAAAGCACUCAGAAGCCAGGAGACCCUACAGCUUGCUUCCUUCAGGUUUUUGGGAACCUUCAGGCAGCCAGCUGACAACAGUGGCGUUCUGACACUCAUCUAAGAUUUGUUUGUCUGAUCGAAAGUAUCUUCCAUCAGACAAGGAUCCCUGCUGGAUAUACAAGCAUAGAAGAUGUUACAUUCUGAGAUCAAAUUUAACUUCUGAAAAUAUGCCAGAUUUUGGGCUUUUCCAAAGGAAACCAUACCCACUGAAAGGAGGAUAAGUGUGACUAUACCUCUAAGGGAAUCUCCCCUAACUAGGUCAGGCUCAGGAAAGAGGCAGACAGGAAAGCAGCUCAAGGUGAGAAGACCUCUUGUUCCUUAAUAAAGUAAUAAAUUGGAUAUCUCCUAUGACUGGCUUCUCAUAAUAAUAGAACAAUGUACAUUUCAUUUAAAAGCCAGGCAUUUGAGGAUAGCUGCUAGCAUACCUCCGUCAUCUCCCACACUGUGAGGAAUAUCUCAUGGUUUGAAGGUCUGGGAGACUGAACUGAAAGAGAUGAGCGGGCGGGAGCCUCAGAGUCAACAAAGGCUAAUGGGACAGCUUUAAUCCAAAAGAGAGAACAUGCCACACACUGAGGGAAGACCUAAGAAGUGAAGUUCCACUUUUCUAACAUAUGGCAAACAGGAGUGAAGCCUGCUGACAAGUAACGUCCCUCAACGGUCACUAUAACCUAUAGCAAAACUCUUGCUCUCCUUCUGGAGCUUUGAUAUUGGUCCUGGUUGGGUCACAUUGUACAUUCUUCUCAAUAGGCUAUUUGUGUUGCAAACACAGUCCAGAACCCAUUCGUUCUAUUUUUAACUUUUGACCCAUGCAUAAAUGUUUGUUUAUAUGCAUGUAUAUUUGUCCCCCCCUCUCUCACACACCCUGCUAAGCAGAGCAUUCUUGUCAGCAUAAGGGAAUCUCAAAACUUUCAGAAUGAUGCUGUGAUUGGUUGAGCUUUUCAGAAGUAACAAGGGACAACCUACCUCUGCUCCAUCGAUCUUCCUCAACCCUAACCCUUUUCCUUCUUGAGCGAGUAAAACUUUCUCCAAGGGCUCUGGUUACAAAAGGGUCAUCACUGUCUCUGACUCUGAAGGCAAGCUGGAUAGCGUCUUCUUAUUUGAAGAGGGCUUGAUGUGCAGUGCUUUGUCUCCUGACGAAAAGAGCAGCAUUAAAAACCAGCAGUCAGCAUAGCAGGCCUGCAGAGCAAACAAGAUGGAAGGGAAGACUAUGGAGGAAAGCUGAUAAGGGAUGGGGGGAAGUCUAUAAAAUGACUCCUUUUUCUAAAAAGGUGACUAGGGAAGGGGUGAGAAAGACCAAGGGUGAGGAAGGAAGUGGGUAUAUGCAUAGAGGGAGGAGAGAAAAAGGAACUGCAGGUGAGGGAAAGGGGGAAAGAGAAAGAAGUCGGAAGGAAGAUGGCAAAAAGAACAGAGUCCAAAGAAGGUACCAAGGCUGUAUGCUGAAUAACAGAAGAACGAGUCAUUUCAAACCCACACACACACAAGAGGAGAUUCUGGUGAUUUCACACACCCUUCUCUGCUGUCUUUGCCUCCUUUGUCUCAUCAUGGCAUUGGGAAAAAAAAUAGAAGGAAAGAACAGUUAUGCACACAGAUGGAGAUUUUCAUGGAUGAAGAAAAGCUCCUAACAGAGGUGAUGCUGAACUGGGCUAGUAGCUCCCAAACGGGGAGUGGAUGCCACGGAGCUUUCCAUCGGCUCUUCCUCCACCGGCCCUUCCUCUGCCGGUCCCCCUCCCACCGGUUCUCCAUGUUUUGGAUUGGACUUCCAGUGAUGUUUGGCACACCUGAGUUAAAGAUUUCUUAAGAAACCAGUCGAUUGAGCAAAAAUGGGUGACUGGAGCUUCUUAGGAGAAUUCCUUGAAGAAGUCCACAAGCAUUCCACAGUGGUGGGGAAAGUCUGGUUGACUGUGCUUUUUAUCUUCCGGAUGCUUGUCCUGGGUACAGCUGCAGAGUCUUCAUGGGGAGAUGAACAGUCUGACUUCAACUGUGACACUCAGCAACCUGGCUGUGAGAACGUCUGCUAUGACAAAGCUUUCCCCAUCUCUCACAUCAGGUACUGGGUCCUUCAGAUUAUCUUUGUCUCAACCCCUUCCCUGUUGUACAUGGGACAUGCAGUGCACACAGUGCGCAUGGAGGAAAAGAGGAAACUAAAGGAGGCCAAAGAAGGAUCAAGGGCAAUUCAAGGCAAGAAUGACUCUUUCCACCACCAGGAAUGCCAAGCACCUGAGAAGGCGGAGCUGUCCUGCUGGGAUGAGCCAAGCGGGAGAAUACUUCUUCAAGGCACUUUAUUGAACACCUAUGUGUGCAGCAUUUUAAUCCGUACCACCAUGGAGGUAGCCUUCAUUGUUGGACAGUACAUGCUGUAUGGAAUCUUCCUUGACACACUCUAUGUUUGUCAGCGGAAGCCCUGCCCCCACCCAGUCAACUGCUACGUCUCUCGGCCGACAGAGAAGAACAUCUUUAUCCUUUUCAUGCUGGCUGUAGCAGCACUCUCCCUUUUCUUAAGCCUGGCUGAACUGUAUCACUUGGGAUGGAAAAAAGCCAAGCAGAGGUUCUCCCUUUCUUACAAAAGCAGCCCUAGCCCAGUCACUGGCAAACUGAAGGCAGACUCCCAAGCAAAGAUAACGCAAAGCUGCACUCCUCCUCCAGAUUUUAAUCAGUGUUUGGCCAACCAUGGUGAGAAGUAUAUCAGUCCUUUCAGUAAUAAAAUGGCCUCUCAGCAGAACACCGCCAACUUUGCAACAGAGAGGGUUCACAACCAGGACAAUACAGAUGGAGACACUCCAUUUAUUCAAGUUAAUUAUACACAGAAUCCUGAGACCAACAAUAGUUCUGCACCCAGCCUGCUUCCCAAUGGCUACUUCCGCGACAAACGCAGGAUCAGCAAAACCAGCCACACCAGCAGUAAGGCUCGGUCUGAUGACCUGUCAGUGUGAAUUGCUUUCAGUUGGGGGGGGGGGAGGAAGGGAAUACUCUCCGUUAUGCCAAAUACCUGCAGUGUAGAUUUUGAAAUCCUGCCAGUCUGAGCUCCAGUCAGCCAAUUCAAAUAUUUUUUAAGUGAAUGGCCUGACAUACUACAAAAAAAUUAUUUCAAAGCUUAUUUCAUUCUUUUAUCCUAUUACUGUUUGGAUAAACUUUGGUUACUAGAGAGUGAUUAUAUAGCAUUGUUGUGAAGAGCUUGAGGCUGUUUACUCAAAGUAUACAUAGCCCUACAGAUGUAAACCAGUAUAAUCAUCAUGAUUUUCCCAAAGAAUCCUGGUACUUGUAGUUUUGUGACAGUAUAGGGACAUCUUUGGUAGAAGUCCCAAGCCCUUUCAUAUAACUAUAAAUUCCUGGAUUUCUUGACUGGAUUUAUGGUAGUUUCCAUUUGUUGUGGCUUUAAUUGCUGUUCUGGACAAACCCUCAAACUAGCAGACCCUAACACUUUGCUAUUUAAUAAGGAGGUGCCAUUGAUACAUGUGACAUCCACAAUUUCUCUCCUCUCAAAUAAAGUGGAAGCUCUGGCUUGCUGAACUGAACCAUUACUUCCCAAAUGAGGCUGGCUCUCAUUUGCAGCAUUGACCUGAUGACCGCGGACUUCUGCUACUCCACUUCUCAUCUGGCAUCAUUUCCAGACAUUUUGCAAGCACACCAUAGGGCAGCUUCCCUUUUCCUGGGAGAGUGAAAUAUCAAAUGUCUUCCUUUUCCUCAUCUCUCCACUGGAUCCCACCUCCUACGCCAGCUUGCCAUACUUACACCAAGUAAAUGUGCAAUGAAUCCUACUUGAAUUUUUGAUAUGUAUGUAUGUCUGUAUAUAACUACUUUAGAAUUUUAAUAGCCUCCUAGAACUAAUAGAUAAACACUGGCUCAGAAAGACAGUAACUGAAGAUACUUAUUAGAGUCAUUUCAACAGAAAUAUUUACUCACCGGAAACAAUAUUUCCCAUGGAAAAUAAUACUUUAAUUAGAAACAUGAAGCAACCCAGUCCUUUUAGGACCGUCCACAGCAAAGCAACAGGCAAUCAUUGUCUCUGCCUGAGCCUGAAGCACACUGAUAUUUUGUAGUUUUUUAAAUUUUGUACUAUUUUUAAUUCAUUCUUAGCUUUAAACUUAGUGAUGUUGCAUAUAAAGAACCUAUCCACCAGGCAGGAAUACACCCAGGAUCAAAACUGGGGUGGGGGGUGUAGGAUUGUGCAUCACCAACAGAGAGGGAAUGCGUUGUCAUGAAAGAGACAAAAGAGGACAUGGAUUUGCAUAAAAUUUGUCUAUGCUUUUUAUAUGCAUAGAUGCAAAUUUAGAACUAAUUACUUUUUGAUUUAAAUAGAAAUAUACUACAUCUCACCUUCGUGGGGCAGGUGAUGACCUUGUGAGCUGUAUGCCUACUCAACCUGGUGUUCAAGUGUUAAUGGUUAGGGCCAGCUUCAAGGCCUCUGUGGCUCUCCCUUCUUAUGCUUCUUUAGCUUUAAACUAGGCCUGGACCAGGCACAGCCCUUCAAACAGAGGACUGUCCUCUGGCUCUGAGAGACCUUCAAAAAGGACAUAUGGCCAUCUCUGGCUCUGACAGUAGGACAUAUGGCCACCAUAAUUUCAGGAUCAGUUAUAGGGUGUUCUAAAUCUCUGAACUCAGUUAGCUGAGCAGGGUGCAUGUAUCUUCUCAUGGGGCAGUAUUCAACUAAUUCAGCCUGUGAGUGCAAGGAUUACCGCUAGCACAACAGGACUUCCCCCCUCUCCUACCCCCAUGUGCACCCCGCACCCUCCCCAAAUCUGUUCCAGCAGGUUGGGGAAACCCCAGAACAGAUUUAAGGGGAGCGCAGGGUGAAGAGAAGGGGGAAAAGUUCCAUUGCACAGGCAGAAUUCCUUGCGCUGAUGGAACUACUUAGUGUUACGUUGGACGCAACCCAAGGACUAUAGCAUGAUCCACACAUACAAAGAUUUCACUGCCUCACAAGUUCAGUUCAUCUUUGCCCUCACAUGACCUCUUAGAGUGAGCAUAUUGUCUUGUGAUGGAGUGUCAAGCAUGACAGAUGCUGGCUUAUUCCUAAAGAGAACUCAGCUCCUCCCACACCACCAUCUUACAGUUCAGACUAGGUACCCAAAAUACCAAACAACACUAACCUUGUAGGCUGCUCAGAUGACACAAGGAGGGAUAGAUAACUUGGGAUCAAUUUGUUUAUCACAGAACUCAGAUAAGGGAAUUCAUUUUGUCUUCCUAUUUUCGGAAAAUCUAGUUGCCAGACAGCAAUGUGUUCCACCACCCUUUAAAAAACAUGUUUUUACUGUGUUAAUGUUGUAUCUGAUGCUCAAAUUAUGGGACAGGAAGAAAGGAAGUACCCUCACUGUUUUAAAGGGCUACCUUGCAAGUGAGGAUCCCAUCUCUUGUUUUCCUUGGGGCAGAGAGAAUAAGGGUGAUGAUACAGUCUGUAUGUUUGUGUUAAAGGGGUGUGAUGAAAGACAAAACUCUGUGUUUGAAGCUUCCUUUCCUUAUGUUUCCCAGUUUCUCCAUAUUUCAAGCAGAAGGGUCGGAAAUGCAUGUUCUCUUUUGAAGAUGUUUCAAAACUGUGCUUUGUUUUGUCCUAAUAAAGUUUGGACU